Molecule: messenger RNA, 1910 nt
Organism: Hevea brasiliensis (rubber tree)
Lineage: Eukaryota; Viridiplantae; Streptophyta; Magnoliopsida; Malpighiales; Euphorbiaceae
Product: pectinesterase
Exons: 2
Coding region: 26-1693 (555 amino acids)
Biological process (GO): cell wall modification
Molecular function (GO): pectinesterase inhibitor activity; pectinesterase activity
Source: RefSeq, a predicted model, not a curated record
GAACUACAUCCAUGCACACAGCCACAUGUACACAAUGGCAAGCUUCUCCCAUGCAAAGCCCAGGAGCAAAAAAUGCUCAGUUCCCCUUACUUUAUUCUUUAUGAUCAAACUCUUCUGCGUGGCUACUCUAGCAGCCACUGAACCAUCCAUUUCCUCUGCCUGUAAAGCCACCUUUUACAAAGCUGCUUGUGAAUCUUUCCUUGUUUCACUGAAAACCACUGCUCUCCCAACAACCCCACAAGAGCUGUUUGAUCUCUCUGUUCACUACACCUUGAAACAAGCUCAUUCGGCUCUAGACCUCGCCUCUGUUCUUAGUCCCUCUGCUCACAGUAAUGCCCAGACCCAUCUGGCUCCUACUGGUGCCAUGAGUGAUUGUAUUGAGCUUCUUGAUGAUACCUUAGACCAACUCUCUAAUGUUAUCAACCGCAAGAACAACCUUAUCCGUAGCCACAGUGAUGUCCAAACAUGGCUUAGUGCUGCACUUACCAAUCAAGAAACAUGCAUUGAAAGCCUUCAAAAUAUUAAGAUUAGUGAAGAAAAAGGUGUAAUGGUUUCCACGGCAAGAAAUUUAAGUCACCACAUAAGCAAUUCCUUGGCAAUUUAUGUGUCCCAUUAUGGGACAGAAGAUGCCAAUAACAAAUUUAACCCUAGUAGCAGUGGUGGCCGGAAACUGUUGUCCGGGAGUGGGUUUCCGAGUUGGGUGUCGGCGUCAGAGCGGAAGCUUCUAGAAGCUCCGUUAGGGGAGAUAAAACCCCAAGCGGUGGUAGCCAAGGAUGGGAGCGGAACGCAUAAGACCAUAGCAGAAGCAAUUGGGGUGUUGGGUUCUUUGGCCGCUGGGGGCAAAAAUGUAAUUUACAUAAAAGCAGGCACUUAUAAGGAGAAUCUCAAUUUUCCUACAAAGCAGAAGAACGUUAUGUUAGUUGGUGAUGGGAAGGGCAAAACGGUCAUUGUUGGUAGUAGAAACGCUGCCGACGGAUCGUCAACUUACGAAUCUGCUACGGUUGGUGCCAUGGGAGAUGGAUUCAUGGCUCGAGGCAUAACAUUUGUAAACAGUGCGGGUCCAGAGAAGCAUCAAGCAGUUGCCCUUCGAGUUGGGUCAGAUAGAUCAGUAAUAUAUCAGUGCUCAAUUGAAGGCUAUCAAGACACACUCUUCACCCUCUCCAAGCGCCAAUUCUACAGAGAUACAGACAUUUAUGGGACAGUAGAUUUCAUAUUUGGAAAUUCUGCUGUUGUUUUUCAGAACUGUAACAUUUUUGCCAGAAAACCUUCUUCAGGCUCUAGGAACUAUGUCACAGCUCAAGGUCGCACUGAUCCAAAUCAGAACACAGGUAUUUCCAUACACAAUUGCAAGAUAGGAGCAGCAUCAGACCUUUCAGGUUCCAAGAUCACUUAUCUUGGAAGACCUUGGAAGAAAUAUUCCAGAACUGUUAUUAUGCAAUCCUAUAUUGAUGGCUCUAUUAAUCCUGCUGGAUGGUAUCCAUGGUCUGGCAGUUUUGCCCUUAGCACACUUUAUUACGGGGAAUAUAUGAACUCAGGCCCUGGAGCUUCAACUUCCGGUAGGGUCCACUGGCCUGGAUAUCGCGGCAAUAUCCCCGCGGCAGCCGCUGAAACGUUCACCGUCGGCAGUUUCAUUGAUGGAAAUUCGUGGUUGCCUUCUACUGGGGUGUCUUUUGAUUCUGGACUAAUUGGUUAAUUAAUUAUAUGUUAUUGCAGGGCAAUCUUAUAGCAGUAUCUAAAAGUUGUGGGCAUGGAAGACCAAGCUGAUAAGUGCAUCUAUCAGCAGGCUAAGUCUGUCGAUGCAUUUGUGCGUUUUAUGUACUAUUUUUUUAUAGGUUUGUGAAUAAAGCUUCAUCAUGUGUUUCAUCUUCUUUUCUUUAAUAAUGAAAGUGUCUAUUUAUUUUUUGUUGUUA